Parastagonospora nodorum SN15 is the source of this 465-nucleotide messenger RNA. RefSeq lists its product as hypothetical. The record is from RefSeq and is a predicted model, not a curated record. Gene Ontology annotation, biological process: protein folding in endoplasmic reticulum. NCBI's taxonomy places the organism in Eukaryota, Fungi, Ascomycota, Dothideomycetes, Pleosporales, Phaeosphaeriaceae. The coding region runs from base 1 to 465 and encodes 154 amino acids. The transcript is spliced from 2 exons. Gene Ontology annotation, cellular component: EMC complex.
AUGGCCAUACUAGGCACAGUUCUGAACACAGUCGGCGCGUUGUUCCUGACACAUGCGUACGUCCUGACUCUCAUGAUCCAGAGAUUGCGCCGCGUCUACUCCGCCCACGAACACACAUCCGCCUUCUCCGCGACCCCACUCCCCACCGACAUCACCCUCGAGCUCCUUCUGUCCAUCUUUCUCCUCUCCACCGGCAUUGUAAUAUCCGCACAACCGCUUCGGCCCAUCCAAAAUGCGAAAUGGGCCGGCCAGAUAUCACGAGAAGGCCAGCGUCCCGAGGGCCAGUACACGCGGGAAGGCGAGGCAAUACUGAGUGAGGGAGACCCAUAUGCGUUUUUGGGACUUGAUGGAGGGUUUGGAGAAGGCAAGACGAGCGGGAAGGGAGAGGGUAGGAGAGGGUUUUGGGACGUCAAGUCGAAGAGGAAGGAGUACGAGGAGUGGGUCAGGAGCGGGAGCAAGCAGUAG